AUUUCGAUGACAUGCAACAGACAAAUAACAGUCUGAAAUCAUUUCAGUAGUCCCUUAACUGUUCUGGUGAUUUGUAUUAUAGGCUGUAGUAUAGUAUAAAUUGCUUCUGUUCACGGGACGGGGCAUUUUAUUACAAUACGCAGGAGCAAACGCAUCGAGGGGAAAUCCAGUUUAAUUUUGAGACGUCAAAUCCAAGUUUUGAACGACUCCAUGCCAAGAUUUUCCAAAGACGCAUCUGCUGUUUCCAAGGUUUCCAAGGUACAGCGUUGAGGAGCUAUCGAUUUAGUUGCAGAGCAGAUAUUUAAGGCGUUUGGUGUAGGUAUAACCCAGAGGACGUCGGAGUGCCAGCGCGAUUGCUCGGGCGCAUCACUCCGUAUUCUGAGCCCAUUUACAGCCGUUCGUGAGCUCAGCUGCGUUUGCUCUUCGGGCUUUGUAAGAGGUCCUAUCAGAAAACCUAAUUGCCGUUUGAAAACAUAUCUCGGAAAUCGGUGAGAACCGAAUAGGCACCCACCAACUCAAUCAACGCAUUAUCCCACGGAUAUUCGUCUAUAAAAAAGGGGAAAAUUCAUUGAUUAAAAUCACGCAGCUGUUUGCAAUGCUUCACACCAAGACGUUCAUCUGGACAUUGAUAUUCUUCGGCGCUGCAGCUUCCUUGGAGGUGAAGGUCACCCCUUCCUACAGCGAAAUCAGCGUAGGACAGUCCAAGUUCUUCCUUUGUGAAGUCGACACCGACACGCAGGAGAUUGACUGGUACCUGCCGAGCGGCGAGAAGAUAUCGCCCAACCGGCCGGACAUCAGCAUCACGCUCAGCGACAGGAUCUCCACACUGAUCAUCUACAACGCCGACCUCGACAAGGCCGGCAUCUACAGAUGCGUGGCCAGGAGCGGUGACUCCGAGGCCCAGGGCACCAUCAACGUCACCAUCUUCCAACAGCUCGAAAUUAAAAAUGCGCCGUCCCCCCAGGAGUUCACGGAGGGCGACACGGCCAGCAUUGUGUGUGACGUGGUGGCCUCCCCCCCACCUGUGGUCACCUGGCGACACAAGGGCGUCAGGGUCAGGGCCGAGAACGACGUGCGAUAUAAGAUCCUGAGUAACAACCACCUGCAGAUCCGGGGCAUCAGGAAGAGCGAUGAAGGCACGUACGUGUGCGAAGGUCGGGUUAUGGUGCGGGGCGAGAUCAGCCUCAUGCCCAUCGAUGUCAUCGUUAAUGUCUUUCCGACUAUCAGGAUCCGGCAGGCAGAGGUGAACGCCACGGCGGACAUGAGCCAACCCGUAGUCCUGGCCUGCGAUGCCGAUGGCUCCCCGGAGCCCACUGUCACCUGGACACGAAAUAAAAUUGUUCUUGAAAAUGGAAAUAAGUACAGCUUCAACGAGGAUGGCUCGGAGAUGACAAUCAAAGGCAUCACCAAGCUGGACGAAGGCGAGUACGUGUGCACUGCCAGGAACAAGGCCGGCCAGCAGGAGAAGGAGAUUAGCCUCAAAGUAUUUGUGAAGCCUAAAAUCACAUACCUGGAGAACCUGACGACGUCUGAGCUGGAGGAGCAGGUGAUGCUGACCUGCGAGGCGCUGGGAGACCCCACGCCGACCAUCACGUGGAGCUUUGGGCACCAUGUCUUCACAGAGGGAGAGUCGGAUCUUCAUAACAGGAUCUAUCAGGCUUCCUGGACUCGGCCCGAACAGCACAAGAGCGCAGAUGGGCACGUGGUGGUACGCAGCGAUGCCCGAGUGUCCUCCCUGACCUUGAAGACUGUCCAGUACAGCGACGCCGGGGAAUACCUGUGCACAGCACACAACGCCGUGGGCCAGGACACUGACAUUGCACACCUGGAAGUGCGCUACGCACCCAAAAUUCAGGGUGCAGUGACGGUGUACACCUGGGAGGGCAACAGCGCCAACAUCAGCUGCGAGGUGCUGGCCCACCCCGUGGCUUCUGUGACCUGGUUCCGGGAUGGCCUGCCCCUGCCUAGUUCCAACAGCACCAGUGUGCGGCUCUUCAGCACUGCCACAGCCAGCUACCUGGAGGUCACUCCCGAAUCCCAGAGUGAUUUUGGGAGCUAUAACUGCACAGCGACAAACGCCAUAGGUACAGAAUCCAAGGAGUUUCUUCUCAUCCAGGCAGAGGUGCCGUCCAGCCCAUCGCUCACCAAGGUAGAACCGUUUUCUGGGUCUGCCCGGCUGGAGUUCCAGGAGCCUGAAGCCAGUGGCGGCGUGCCCAUCCUGCGCUACCGGCUGGAGUGGAGGCAGGCAGGCAGGGGACGCUGGGAGAGCAAGCUCUAUGAGGUCCUGGAGGCAGGGGGCCCUAGCGUGCUCACCAUCAGCGGCCUGAAGCCGGACACGAACUAUGAGGUGAAGAUGUACGCCGUCAACGGCAAGGGCGAGGGGGACAGCAGCCAGCUGCUGACAUUCGUGACGAAGCCAGUGCGGGAGCCCAGCGCCCCCAGGCUUGAAGCCCAGCUCCAGCCAGCUGGCAAUGCCCUCAGGGUGAGCUGGACCAAGCAGGACGAUGGGGGCUCUCCCAUCACACACUACAUAGUCAGUUACAAAGCAAAGCUCGCGUCCAGCUGGCGGCCCGAGAUACGUCUGCCCAGUGGCAGCGAGUUCGUGGUGCUGCACGGCCUGGACUGGGACACCGAGUACAAUGUUUACGUGGUGGCUGAGAACCGGCGAGGCCAGUCGCGGCCCGCCACAGUGGCUCUUCGCACCGCGCCUGCCCCCACGGCCGCCCCAGAUCCUCUGGCUAGUGGCAGACUGGGCGCCGGGGCCGUUGCCGGGAUACUGGUGGUGGCCUUCGUGGUGCUCCUUGUCAUCGUGGACGUUGCCUGCUUCUUCAUUAACAAGUGCGGCCUCCUGAUGUGUCUGGCCGCCAAUGUGUGUGGCAAGCAGGGGGCAGGCGCCAAGGGGAAAGAUUUCGAAGGAGGAAUGGCAGCGUUUUCAAAGGAUGAGUCCAGGGAGCCCAUUGUGGAGGUUCGUACGGAGGAAGAGACGCAGAACCACGAUGGGGGAGCGCUGACGGAGCCCAGUGAGACCACUCCUCUGACAGACUCUGAGCGCGCCGUCGACAUCACCCCCACGGUUAAGAACCUGCUGCCAUCGCCCGUCAUUAACUGCGACACGCCAGACUCGCUGCCCACCAGCGACAGCAUGACCCCGCUCGUCCCGCAGUCCAGCACGCCCAAAGCCGCGGGCGGCCCUCGGACCGCCCCCAGAUACGUGACGCUGGUCGACCUCAGCGACGCCCCAACCGUGACGGCUCCCCCUACAGGCCGGCCCGCGGCGGCACAGCCUCCCCAGAAUGAGACGUCACAGAACCCCCCCGAGCCCAGCAAAGCACAAAGUAGCCUCACCUCCUCUCCAAAACAGAACUCCAUUCCAGAGAGCAGUCCCGUAGCAAAGUCCCAGUAACCGGGAGAGAGGCCCGAGGCGGAGGAAAUGGGGAGGAUGUCGACGGGAGUCUCUCAGACGAAGCCUCGGCGAGAGUGAAAACAAAACACACACAUAUACACAUAAAAACACUGCAGCCUCUGACCCCCAUCUGACACACGAGCCCUUGUAGCAGUGUGUUUGUUAGCGCACCCGUUAAUUAACGUAGCUCGGUCCGGGGCGGCGGGAGAUGGGGACCCCCCAGCGUUCACCUUACUGCUCCUUUUCUCAUUCAGAAGUCGCCGGACACUGAGGCCUCUCGGCCGACGGUGAGACGAAAUGCGUCUCCAGUGGUGCACAGUGCACCUUUGUAAUGUCUGGUUGCUUUUCCCAGGCCAGUCCCUGUAGGUGUCACCCGGAGAUUCUGAUCCAAAUUCCCAGCAUCGCAGCAAAACCAUAAUACCACUGCAACAGUACUGUAUAUAGUUUCUCAGAUAUAUUUCGGUAACAUUCUGAGGAUCAUGCUGUACAUAGAUAUUAUUUUCGCCACUAAUAUGCUGCACGUUAUAUAUUUUUUUCUUAUGUUUGUUUUCAUUGCUCUUACUGUUAAUUAUACUGAGGGCAAGAAUUUCAGGAAAAACGUAGGUACUUUACAGUAUAAGGAAGCUUCACAUAAAUGUUUACGUUGUUUACCGUCCUUUUUACUUGUUUAUGACAAAUGUUUCAUGUGAUCAUAAAGAAUAUAAUGAGUGACAGUAUUUUGCAGAGGUUACUACUGCAUCUUAUUAUGUCACAAGUAAUUUGGUUUAAAAAUAUUUAAGCAAAGCAAAAAGAAUUUUCAAGCUGCUUCUCGAUGUUUCACAUUUCUACUUUUCACACUCUUUGCAAGCCACAGUUAAUUAUGAUCGAUACAUUUUUUUAUUUUUUUUUACCAGCUUGACCUUUGACCUUUGCAGGGGCUACAGGGGACUUGAUUUGCAUUGGCCAGCAGGUGAGAUGGGGUGCGUUUCCAUACAGCAAACCACGGAAAGCAAAGAGAAACAGCAGAAAAGAUCAGGCCUCAGACGUUUCAGGAAACAAUACUAUGAACUUUCACCGUAUCAGCUGGAAAGUAAAAAAAAAAAAAUCACUAACAGAUUAUUAGAAAUUUAGAAAGUGGUCCCAGUUUCCUGGAAAGAACCUCCAUCCACAAUGGACCUGCAGUGCAACGUGAGUCAGAACCCUGAUGCAGUGGACCUCUGUAUCCAUAGACCCUGCAGGCUGUGUGAGCAUCACUGCUAGCUUGAGAAGCUCCAGCUAUUUGGUUGUCUUUGGAGACCAUAUUUGCUUUGGCUCCUCCUCUGCACUCAGCUUGUCAUGUGUGUCAUUACCACAAUAAACCCCCCCUCCUCCCCCCUGUGGUAUUAUCCCCAUUAUCUGUUUGAUCCCACCAAUACCACCCCAGCAUCCCACUGACAUCCCCUACUGGUGCAUUUUCCCUAAAUGCCAGUACAAGCGGUGCAUCACGUUGGCACAAGCAGGCCAGGGAGAUGCCACCGAUGCCCUUUCUGCACCCCCUUCAGUACCCCCUUUUGCACCCCUUUCUGCACCCCCUUCAAUACCCCCUUUUGCACCCCUUUCUGUACCCCCUUUUGCACCCCCUUCAGUACCCCCUUUCUGCACCCCCUUCAGUACCCCCUUUUGCACCCCUUUCUGCACCCCCUUCAGUACCCCCUUUUGCACCCCUUUCUGCACCCCCUUCAGUACCCCCUUUUGCACCCCUUUCUGCACCCCCUUCAGUACCCCCUUUUGCACCCCUUUCUGCACCCCCUUCAGUACGCCCUUCUUCCCUCGGGUUCUGUGCAUCCUUGCGAAGGUUAGCUGCUUCUGCCACACAAGAAAGUUGAGCUAAUAAAAGGAUAAAAGAUUUAUUUUUUGUAAGAACAAGAAAAUAAGGCAACCACAUUAUGGUUUGUACUUUAGAUUGACGCCACUGGUAGAUGUUGAGGUUCAGCUUAAAAGCGUUUUUGUUGUACAUUGUUGUUCUGUGUGCUGUGAUAUUGCAGGACAUUUUUAUAAUAAUAGGAAACAAGUGCUUUUAAUCAGCAACGCUGUCAUGGACAAAGAGCUUUUUCCGACGUUGUUCUUUCAGUAAUGUAAAAAGGAGAAGUGUUACAUUACAUUGAUGUGUUAGUAGUUCGUUUAUUUUGCCUGUUAUUGCCAUUAGUGUGGGACCAAGUUCUUUGUGAGUUUGCAAGAGCUAGUGUGUUGUGCUGCAAAAAUAUGUUCAGAAAGUUAGAAAUACUGUACAAGGGUUAAAAAAGGUGACAGAUGGUCUAAAUGUUCAUAGAAUAGGGGCCUUGGUCAAUGUUGAAGUCUACAAUGACAGCCUCACUCUCAUUCUUUCCCAGAAUUCCCUGCACUUGGGGCCUUUUCUUGUAUGUAUAUAUUUUUCUCUUUCCAUUGUCCUGGUGUAAAUACUGAUUACUAACCAAACCUCCUCCCAGUUUUCACUGUCAGACAUACCGGUGUUCAAUAAAACAAAAUUGUUGUUUAAAAA
Brienomyrus brachyistius is the source of this 5900-nucleotide messenger RNA. RefSeq names its product neural cell adhesion molecule 1b (gene ncam1b). The transcript has 21 exons. Gene Ontology annotation, cellular component: neuron projection; plasma membrane. Bases 596 to 3403 code for a protein of 935 amino acids. Gene Ontology annotation, biological process: homophilic cell-cell adhesion. The record is from RefSeq and is a predicted model, not a curated record. Lineage: Eukaryota; Metazoa; Chordata; Actinopteri; Osteoglossiformes; Mormyridae. Gene Ontology annotation, molecular function: protein binding.